UGUGGUGGUGGUGUGUGUGUGUGCGUGUGCGUGUGUGUGUGCGCGUAGUAUUGUUGUACAUCCUUAUGGACGAGAUGAAGCCAGGAAUGCAAUGGACAUGGUAUUUAUUCAAUAGAGACGUAAAAGCCUUUUAAGGACCUGUUGUGUAUCUCAGUAAUCUGGCAACGGCAGCUGCUAUGAGACUACCCUUGAAAAAAUGGACUACUCCAGAACCAUUCGUUUUGCUCAGAGGUUAUUUCCGGUCAGAAUACAUUUAUUCCGCGCGUGUUCUUAUUCAUAAAUUUGAAUCAAACUGCGUGACUCUUAUUUUACAGUAGUGGGGGUGGGUGGCGAGAGGAGAUUUCUUUUUAGAUUAGAUUUCACAUGAGUAAAUGCCAACCCCCUGCGUGCACGGAGAGUAGUCGAGCGAGAAUUCUAUAGCACUGUAUCGAGUUCGCUCAUAGCGCACGUACAGUGGGGUUUUGUGGUGUAAAUGAUACCAUGCGCAUUUAACUGUACUGUAUUGAUUGUGUCCCUCUGCUUUAUGGGAUGUCAUUUGUAGAAUGUUGUACAUUCUAUAAUCCUGCUCAGUUUUUGCACAUUUAGCAAUUGUCCAUUUUCAAAUGUCACUUUAAAAAAAGGUGUACUAUAUGCAGGAUUUGUACGUUUAAAUAUUAUAAAUUAACCACGCUGAGGUACAUCUAUGAUGCACUGGAAAUCUCUGUCCUUAUGCACAAAUUGUCCAAUUUGUACACCUUUACCUGUAUUUGUUACUCUAAAAUGUGUUUGGGAUGUUUUAGGGUGUGGCUCUCUCUUCUGUUUGGGGAGGGGUGGGUGUGGCUACAGGGCCUGGGGAUCCGAUUUGUGGGUUGUGGCAGCUAGCAAGUGGCUGCCAUGGCCCAGAUACAAAAUGCAGUUACAGCUGUAGUUACAGUUACAGCUGUUUUUUUUCCCCCAACGAUGGUAUUUCUCAAUAUAAUUGUGUCGCUGUGGUAACACAUUUCUAGCCUUGUGGGUCAGGGACUCUUCAAGGAGAAAUAGGUAGGGAAGGAGAAAUGUUAUUAAGGGACAGUGCUGCAGAUAUUGCCUAUGUCAAAAGUGCUGCGAUGGAAACGGCGAUGGAUUUGCUUAGCAGUCACAUCUGUCCAGAAUGUAAAGUCAGGCAUUCUUCAUGUUUCAGGAUGCCCACUCAAAAUGGAGCCUUCCACAGUGGUGGUGAGAUAUGGAGAUCCGGUAUCGGUGAACUGCACUGUUUCAGGAAAACAUGAGGGAAUCGGCUGGGAGGCUUCAGAGGGAUCUGUUGACAUGGUAUCAGACGUUAACGUAAAGUUUGUCACCUGGAGUUUGGAGACCCUGACAGACUGGGAGAUAAGCCCUAAAUGCUUCGGGAACUUUCUAAUCAAUGCAGAACAUGAUCAGUGUGAUAAAAGGCUCAACAUUACAGUGUACAAGCCUCCAGACAGUGUCUCCAUCAGUGCUGUGAACCACACAGGCCCAAUGCUGGAGGGGGAACAUUACCAGCUACAGUGUGAGGUCCAGAACAUCGCUCCUGUUCAGUACCUCACUGUGAAGUGGUACAAAGGGGAAACAUUAGAGAAUCAAACUUCCUAUGAUGCUCUCACUAAGACUCCAGUGAAUGUUUCCUCUACCCUCCUGAUCACACCCACCAGCACUGAUGAUGGAGCGCAGUACAGCUGUGUGGCAGAGCUGGAACUGGGACCUGAAGGACCACAACCCCCCCCUGAAGUGAAAUCUGAUCCCUUCAACAUGAUUGUGCACUACCUCCCCUUCUUCAGCGAUGAUGAUGAUGAUGAGACCUUGGAGGUUACAGAGGGGGAAGGGGUCCCGUUAAGAUGCUCCGCCCAGGGGAACCCCCUUCCUGCGUACUCCUGGUCCUCUCCUCUCGACGAAGAAGAGAAGACGAGUGAGAUACAAAUCACCAGCGCCUCUCUGACCCCCGGUACCCACGUCUACACCUGCACUGCCUCCAACCAACUAGGACUGCAGAGCAAGAACUUCACUGUCAAAGUCAUCCCCCAAGGUGACCAGACUGUGCUGUGGACGGUGAUUGGCAUAGGCCUGGCCGUGGCCGUGUUCCUUAUCCUUGGCUACCUCUACUACAAAUCAAGGGAUGGUGCGAAUUCCAUCAUCUGAGCACACAGGAAGUGUCACUCAAAGCCCAGAAGGUGGGACUUCCUCUUGUGAGAGAGAAUGGCUACAUGUGGGACUCAAUUAAAAAAAAAAUAUAUUAUGAUCAUGACUGAAAGUGCCUUGGGGAAUCUGUAGUGAUGAGUACUCAUGAUGGGGGAAAACGACAGCGACCAGUAAACACUGUAUAUGAUUUGUUUGAACGAAAGGGCCACUCUCCCAUACAAACACAACGAUUGGGUCAAAUUCAUGUGCAGCUGAACAAGUGUCUCCGCCCAUUUUUGGUUUUAUGAAGCCUCUGAAGUCACUUUGAAAGUGGGGCAUUCUUAAAUAUUCAGGGUUCUGUGUGGAGAGAGAGCUGGGGGGGGGCAUAAUGGUACAGGGUAGGCAGAGAAUAAGGGGGAGGGGCAUAAUUAUACAGGAUGACUGUGGGAAGGGGUCUUAAGAUGCAUGGGGCUUUCACCAAAGAGUGCCUUGGAGAAUCAUGCAGCUGGUGGGUAGGGCAGGGAGUUUGGGGGGGGGGGGGCGGAGGUGUACAUGAACAUGCACUGUUAUAACUGACAUAAUUUGCUUGCAAUUUCUAGUUUAUUUAAAACAUACAUUACAUUACAUUGGAUUUACCUCAGCAUACCUCGGUACAUUGUCCCUUUUGCAUGGUACACUGCUCUGGUUGGACAGACAAUUGCCCUAACUGGACUGCCUGAAAAACUGAUUUAGAGGUAGUACAGCCCUGGUUGGAAAAUGCGUAGUCCUGACUCAGGAUCAAACAGCGAAACUGAUUAGUUCACUGGCUUGGGCACUCAGCUAGUCCUGGACAAAUCCAGCAACAAAUCUUUGUUGCUGGAAAGUGAAUGAAGGCUUGCAGUUCUACCUUUUCAGAAUUUUCCCUUACUUGGGGAAGGGUAGGUGCUAAUAAGGCUUUCCAUCUAUAGUGGAGAAGUUUACCGAAAAAAAAAAUUCUGCUGCAAUUCCAACCUUGGCUGUGGAUUCAGAUGUCCCUGCACAUGUGUUACAUGUGUCUACUGCAUGCAUGCUUGAAUUUGUUUUCAGUUGUUUUUAACAGAAGGUUUGUUUGCUGACCUUCACAAAUUGCCGUUUUAUGAACUUGCAGUCUUUCAGGCUGCUUCUCGACAAGGUAAACGGCGUGUUUGGAGUGUGAUUUCCAAAGUGCACUCUACCAAAUAUCUCCUGUGCAAUGUUUAUGCAUUUUGCCGACAGUGGUGGCUAGUAGCUGUGUCCAUUUCAUUAUUUUCAUAUAUAUUACAUUACAUUACACUACAGGCAUUUGGCAGACGCUCUUAUCCAGAGCGACGUACAAAAAAGUGUAUAACCAAAACCGGGAACAAGUGUGUUGAAAGCCCUAGAGGGAAGUACAGUUCCAAGUGCAGCGAACGACAGCGUAGUUUGACUUGGACCCUGUAGGUUAUUCUGAUUAACGCAAACAGAAGCAGCAACAAAGCAGCUUACGCAAAUAAUGCAAUGGAUGAAUGGCAGGCUGAGAAGCUGACUUGUUACAGCUGUCAUCAUGAAAACUGUAAACGUGCAGUGAUGUCACAGAAAUGGACAUAUCAGCAUUGUCCUGGCUGGCGGAACACCGUCAUUGAUAGGGCCACCUGUUUGUCUUCAGUCCUCCGCCAGCUAGAGGGCGCAAUAGCCUCUUUGAAAUACAAGUUUAAAUCCCUGCAGGUCACAUGCUUGAGACAACCUGGUGGCCCUAGUCAUUGAUAAUGUUCAGGGGUCACUGAUAUAAUUGUUCGACUGAACCACAUGCAAUAAUUAGUGCUUUACUUUAUGUUUUUAUGUGUGCGAUUUCCAAUAUUGUAAAACGGUUUUAAUGAAUACUUUCAGGUACUAUUAACUGUUUGUAACUGUUUGUAUGUGUACAUCAUGCCCAAGUAUGCAUUUGUCUGCAAAUAAAAUAAAAUAAAAAUGGUUCAAACACG
Messenger RNA from Anguilla anguilla (European eel), 4070 nucleotides. Its product is annotated as vascular cell adhesion protein 1-like. NCBI's taxonomy places the organism in Eukaryota, Metazoa, Chordata, Actinopteri, Anguilliformes, Anguillidae. Gene Ontology annotation, biological process: cell adhesion. The record is from RefSeq and is a predicted model, not a curated record. The coding region runs from base 1069 to 2133 and encodes 354 amino acids. Gene Ontology annotation, molecular function: integrin binding. The transcript is spliced from 5 exons.